Marmota flaviventris (yellow-bellied marmot) is the source of this 726-nucleotide messenger RNA. RefSeq names its product chromosome 3 C12orf60 homolog (gene C3H12orf60). The record is from RefSeq and is a predicted model, not a curated record. Lineage: Eukaryota; Metazoa; Chordata; Mammalia; Rodentia; Sciuridae.
AUGUCUUCAAACUCAGAAAAUAACAGACUAAUUCAAGCUUCUGAAAUGUUCUUCCUUCAUGUACAAGAUCUUGUUUCCCUCACAAACACAUUUACUGAGUUUCUUAACCACAAUAUGAAUACUCAGAUCUCCUUGAUGGUUGUGAAAGAAGAUAGUACAAUUAAGAAUUUCUUUGAAGAAAUGCUUAAAAGUUUUAAGGAGAUGCAAUCUGUAGUAGAAGAAAAGUACAACAAAAUGCAAAAGGAACCUAUGUAUUCGAAGGUUGCAACAACUAUGUGUUCUAUGGCAGAGAAAUGUAUCAACCUGGAGUUGGAACGCUCAGCUAAAGAACUGUUUAAAAAUAUCCAGACACCAACCAUUGUCUCUGUGCUGAGCCAUAGUAACAUCCUUGAGAAUUUGGAAUCUUUUUUUUCACACUUGAUGGCAUUCCCCAUCAUGAGUCUUCAAUUAAGUGAUUUCUGUAAAGGAGACACCAAAGGGAAAUCAGAUGCUCCCACAUCUGAGAAAAACCUGAGUCCAGAUCGUUGCAAAUCCAUCUCAACAGAUGCCCUGAAGAAGUUGCAGGAUGCACUAAAAACUGAGAAUGCCAGCAAUCCCAUGGAGUCAGCAGCCGAUCAGCUGGAACAAAUCAUCAAGGCUAUGGAACCAACCAUACAGGUUCUCCAAAAAUCCAUAAAGACCCUGGAGACUGAUAUUUCUAUGCUUAAGAAAGUGAAUGACAAGUAG